Symbiodinium sp. CCMP2592 is the source of this 1446-nucleotide messenger RNA. The record is from the annotation of a GenBank genome assembly. Lineage: Eukaryota; Dinophyceae; Suessiales; Symbiodiniaceae.
AUGGCAUCGGAUCUGCACCUCUACGCAGAUGGCUAUGACGACGACUGCGUACUUCGGGACUAUAUCCAGAACUGCGACAACCGUGACGGUGGCACUCCUGUGGAUUGCUCUAAAGCUAUCAAGGUCUACAUCGACAUAGUCGCACAUGAGCUCAAAAAUGUCGAUGAUCAUCGUGAGGAAUUCCAAAUGGUCUUCAUGCUGAAGCUCAGCUGGCUCGAUCCCGACCUGAAACACUUCAAAUCAAGCAUCACUGUUCGCGACAGAAGCGGUUUCACGAAGCUUCAUCUGCGCCAGCUGGACGUUGUUAUCACGAAGAUGUAUUGUAAUGGCGACAUCGAGUUUAUCGACAAUUCGAACCUUUCACAGAAGCGUCAGCUCCUGCGCAAGCAUGACUACUUCAGCAUUCAAGAGCCAGAGUGGAAGGAGUAUUUCUUCCCGUCAUAUAUUUUUCUUAAUAUGAAGGAUGACGCUGUGCAGCCCAUUGAGACAAGAAGGCUGCUUUGGUGUGGUGAGGAGGGUGGCUUCGUCUCCUAUACAGUGAAGUAUGACGCGAAGUUCAAGGAGAAGCUCGAUCUGAGAGCCUUUCCCAAAGAUCUUCAGCUGUGCAGGAUUCGGCUGACGGCCGAGAAGACCGUCGACGAGUUCCAGUUCGUGCCGCUGAAGAGUUCGGCCCGCCCGCAGAUGUGUGACAUGUGGGUCCUGGACAAUGACAUGCAAGGAAAGUGCUCGGUCUAUGUUCGCCACUUAGACAGGUACCUCCCGUACCAGUUCCAAAGGUCCUGCGUGAACGCCGUGUUCCACUUGGAGCGGAAAGGUGAUUUGUACUUUCGCUCGAUGUUCUUCAUGGUCUUUCUCGUGAUCAUUGUCAGCCUCUGUAGUUUGACCAUUCCGCUUGAGGAUAUCAGUGGGAGGCUGGCGCAUUUGAGUACCUGCUUCCUGGCCAUCAUGGCGUAUCGUUAUGUAGUUGGCGAUGUGUUGCCGCGUAAGGAGUACCUCACACCAGCUGACAAGUAUGUCAUCUUUGCCUGCGGACUUCAAGUGGUCAUCGUGGUCGAAACGAUCCUGCUACAGUAUGUCGAUGGCAUGAUUGCAAACUCUUUACUGAUCGAAAGAUAUACUGGGAUAGCUCUUUUGGUUGCUUGGCUCGUUCUGAAUCAUUAUCUUACAGGAUUCUCGCGAUCCAAAUCCCAACGUGACUGGAGAAGUGUGUACCAGGACCGUCGCGAACCCUAUGUGCCCGUGAAGCGGUGUGCACAAUGCGGGGCCGCAUGGCUGAGCAAGCAAUGUGAGCACGGCGACCGCAAGAAAGUCUGUCCAGAAUGCGGCGCCAGAGCGGAGGAUGUGAGCACUAUCUAUUUGACUCCUCUCGACCAUGACCCUCUUGUGAAGCCGCAAGUCUUCCCUUCUGCACCAAGCGGCUUGAAGGAGGCUCCGGCCAGCAUCUAG